Monosiga brevicollis MX1 is the source of this 729-nucleotide messenger RNA. RefSeq lists its product as uncharacterized. The transcript is spliced from 3 exons. The coding region runs from base 1 to 729 and encodes 242 amino acids. Gene Ontology annotation, biological process: maturation of LSU-rRNA from tricistronic rRNA transcript (SSU-rRNA, 5.8S rRNA, LSU-rRNA). The record is from RefSeq and is a predicted model, not a curated record. Gene Ontology annotation, cellular component: cytosolic large ribosomal subunit. NCBI's taxonomy places the organism in Eukaryota, Choanoflagellata, Craspedida, Salpingoecidae. Gene Ontology annotation, molecular function: structural constituent of ribosome; RNA binding.
AUGGCUGACAAGACGAAGGGCAUUCCUGAGGCUAUCCUCAAGCGCCGCAAGCGCGAUGAGCGCCUGGCCGCCGAGACCGCCAAGGCUCGCGCUGAGCAGAAGGCCGUCAACAAGGGCAAGCGCAAGGACAUCUUCAAGCGCGCUGAGCAGUACGUGAAGGAGUACCGCCGCCAGGAGGCCGAUGAGACUCGUCUGCGCCGCCUCGCCAAGAAGUCGGGCUCUUUCUACGUGCCCGCUGAGCCCAAGCUGCUCCUCGUCAUUCGCAUCCGCGGUAUCAACGGCGUUUCGCCCAAGGUCCGCAAGGUGCUGCAGCUUUUCCGCCUGCUCCAGAUCAACAACGCCGUCUUUGUGCGCGUGAACAAGGCCACCAUCAACAUGCUCCGCAUCAUCGAGCCCUACGUUGCUUACGGUUACCCCAACCUGAAGACCGUCAAGGAGCUCGUCUACAAGCGUGGCUUUGGCAAGGUUAACCGCAGCCGCAUCGCUCUCAGCGACAACAAGAUUGUCGAGGAGGCUCUCGGCAGCAAGGGCAUCAUCUGCGUUGAGGACCUCAUCCACGAGAUCUACACCGUUGGCCCCAACUUCAAGGCCGCCAGCAACUUCCUCUGGCCCUUCAAGCUGAACAGCCCCCGUGGUGGUCUCGUCAAGAAGGGCAACCACUUCACCGAGGGUGGUGACUUUGGCAACCGCGAGGAUGAGAUCAACCCCCUGGUCCGCCGCAUGAACUAA